UGCAGACUGUCCCAUAUCAUAUUGUUUUCGUUAGCCAACCCAAGCAAAUCACAAAUCAUAGCAACAUGCUGACUUUUGAGGAAAUCGUUGAGAAGGCAAAGAGCUUCAGCAAGACUGUCAAGAAGGAGGACUUCUUGGAGUUCUACGGCUAUUACAAGCAGGCCACCGUUGGCGACUGCAACAUUGAUGAGCCUGAGGAUCCCGAGAAGAAGGAACGCUACCUGGCCUGGAAGAGCAAGGCUGGUCUUACCCUCGAGGAUGCCAAGCAGCACUACAUGGAGGUGUACAAGAAGUACGCCGCCAAGUACGAGUAAAUUGUGCAUUUAAAUCAAUUCUUCAUAAGCCUUUUAGUAUGACUAUUUUAAUUUGCAAAUGUCGUUGUUAAAUAUGUAUUUAUUGUAUUUUUAUAUUCACGUUA
Molecule: messenger RNA, 418 nt
Organism: Drosophila busckii
Lineage: Eukaryota; Metazoa; Arthropoda; Insecta; Diptera; Drosophilidae
Gene: Acbp6
Product: acyl-CoA-binding protein
Exons: 2
Coding region: 66-314 (82 amino acids)
Biological process (GO): fatty acid metabolic process
Molecular function (GO): long-chain fatty acyl-CoA binding
Source: RefSeq, a predicted model, not a curated record